AUGAGUCUCUUGGAAGCGCAACGACAGCGACACAAAGCCUUAGGGCAACGGCAUGGCUUAGGUGCUUCGGAGGUCAUCCGCCAGCUGCGGCAUGACUUCGAACAGGAGACGGGCAACGAGGCCCCAAAAUCCGCGGCUUCGCAGUAUCAAGUGGCAGGCCACCUGUCAGGCUUCGGCUUCAAAGCCCGUGAGGAUGCCACCUCCGUUGCAGCCGCACGGGCGGAAGAGAUUCACGGGUUGUUCAAGACCACUGAGAAGAAGACCAACGUCUUGGAAGUCGUGCGCAGUGUGGUGAAUGACACACAGCAGAAGCAGCUUGAGCCGCUGGACAAGAGCAGGAAAAAGAUCUUCAAAGCCUUGAAGAGGCGCAUGUCUGACAUGCACGGGGACGAUUUGGCGAACAGCAAAAUUUUUGGUUUUCUCCUUGGAGACGGAGUUUGGGAAAGCUGUGCUGCUUGCAUGCAUGCAUGGCAGAACUGGUAUCGCCGCGUCAGGUUCGAGAGGAAUCGUCAGAGCAUGCGAGCAGCCCUGACCUGGGACGACCCUGAACGCGCCAACGCGGUCAUGCGUGCCAGAGAGACCCUGGCGAAGAGUGAUCAGGUUACUUGGCUCAGCGUUCAGUUCUGUCGCAAGGUCAACGAGGAGAAGCGACGCGAGAGCUCCGUCUAUCCCGUGACGUCUCCUCCCAAGCUGCGACGCGAGAGUGGUGAAACCUUCUCAGCCUUAGCACAGGAGUUACGUCAUCAGCUGGCACAGCUCCUCCGACAGCAGAUGGCCGCGGCCAGCGAGGCGGAACGAGGUGUUGUUCAGCGCUGGAUCAUCAAAGAGAAAACCAAGGAUGUCAAAAAGGCUGAAGCUCGAGAUGAGGCGGCCGCUUGGCAGCUCGAAUGCGCCAAGCGGAAGCUGCAUCAAUCGCCCGCCCUGGCGGCUCUCUUCCAGCAGCUCUACAUCAGCAGCUUGACCUUCAGUGUGGAGAAAACGGCCACUACCUUGACACAGAUGUUUGCGGAUCCCUCCUACUUGAUGAUCCGCAUCAUGGCGAUGCCCUUCGCAAAGGAGACAGGUGAAGCAAUGCUGGUGACGAGUCCAAACCAUGCAGACAUUCAGGCGCAUCUGAACGCUCUGCUCGAAAGCGUUGUGUCAGUGGCUGGCCGUGCUCCCAUCGUAUGGCAGCCAAGGAAGCCCUCGAUUGCCGAGGUCGCUGGUGAAGACUUGGUGGCGGAAAUGGAACAGAAGGAGGACAAAGAUGCCUCUGCAGCUCUUCAACGGUCUUUGAUGAGAUCCAGCAGCUACCGCCUUGCGGUUCGAGGAUUGGACGCUCAGCUGAAACGCAGCUUUCAAGUCGUUGAGAGAAGGCUUCAAGGGCUUCAAAGUCAAUUGGAGCCAAUGCUGUUGGCGCAGUCUGCGGUGCUCAGUCAGCUCUACUUGGAUCGUAGAGGUCUUUUCGAGCAAAUCUUGUCCGUGGCGGACUGGACGAAGCCCGACGCCCGGCGUCCUGCUGAGUGUGAAGCGGAUGCCACAACUUUGACUUCGCCCUUUCUGGCAGACUUUGUGAUGUUUUGGCUCUCAAGGCCCGAACAACUGGAACGCCACGGACUUCCCGAAAAAAUCUCUGUGCUUCUGAUGAACCUCUUCUACUCCUUGGCCAAGGUGGUUGCCAGCGAAAAAAAGGCGACCCUGCAGGUGGCUCCAUUGCAGCCGGAUACGGCCGCCUGCCUCUCGCCAGUGAAGAGCGGUGCGGAGUCGGCGGCUUUGGCGACCAUCAUUGCAGAAGCUGUGGAUGGAAAAGGCGCUGGUUGUGCUUCCUUCCACACGGCCUUGGCAUCGCUGGUGGAUGGCUCCAAGAGCUUUCUGGACCUCUUGCUGCGGCCUGAUCUGUUCCUGCGCCCGGCAGAGUUCCUCAAAACCUUGCGGGGAUCCACCUAUGAUCUGAGUAUGGUGGAAGGGCUCUGUGAAUGGCUUCGAAAUCUCCAGCGGAGUUGUGAAGAGUGGGAGCGAGCGGUGCGAAACACUCGGGCCUUGUCGCAGUGCGGACCUUUCGCGUUGGAUUUGAGGUAUUUUUCCUUUAUCGCAGAGCAAACAAGUCCCGCACUGCUGAGCCUGUCCACCUAUGCUCUGAACAUCUACGGAGUGAAUUGUGGCAAGCGAUUGUGGAAGGAGAUCAACGACUGGCUGCAACGCCUUCGAAAACCUGUGCCCUCAGUGGAGGAGAUGCUGCUGGAGAAGGAGUGGCUGAGCGAGGCAGAGCAAAACAUGGGCCAUUUCCAAAGUAACCUGAGGCAGUUGACACCCUUGAUUUCGUGUUUAGCUGCCGUCACUCGGAGCCGACUCUUCACGGAGCGCUUGGCAGAUGUGGAAUCAGGCCGCAGCACAAUGGAAGAGGUCGUUGAAGAAUUCUUAUUGGAUUUCCAGGAUGACGAUGAGGGCCGAGCACCAGGUCGCGCCCAGAGAAAGGACCGCGAGGAUUCGCGGCGCGCGCAUGGUGUGGGGCAUCCCUAUGGUGGAUUGUCGACGGGAACCUUGCAGUAUCUGUGCCAUCAGAGUGGCGAGAUCUUCGCGAAGCUUCAGGAAAACAUGGAGAAGGUCUUAGCGACGCCCGAGCGCUUCAGAGCCAUGGAGGAGCUGGAAAGAGAAGAGUUGCGGGCCGCAGCGGAGGCAGCCCGUGCGGCGCCACAAGAGGUGGAGGAACCACUAAGUCCCAGCAUUUCUUUUACUCUUGGCCGAUGCAUGGCACGAGGUAUGGCCGAAGACGUCGAGGUCCCCCCAGUGUCGGAGAAUGCGCGAUCCAAAGAGGAGGAGGAAAGCAAACAAGACAAGUCCAAAGAGGCCAAAGAGAAGCCGGAAGCCCGGACGGAAGCCCGGACGGAAGCCCGGACGGAAGCCCGGAAGACCUCCCAGGUGGCUUCUGUGGAUGGAUCCGCUAUGGGCGAGGCCCGCAAGUCCUCUGUUGAAGCGCAGAUGCAAAUUCGACAAGACCUGCAGGACCUCCGAAGCCGUUGCUUCCGUUUGUUCUACCUGGAGGAUGAGGUCCUACUGGAGCUGAUGACCAGCUCCGCCAACGUGAAGAUGCAACAGCAGAUCGUGAGCCGCUGCAUUCCACAGCUGUUCCCUGGAUGGAGCGCUGCCACCUUUACCCGGCAUUUGGAGAGUGGCAGUACACCAGGUUUAGAGCAGCGUUCAUCAUGCAAGCGCCUGGCAUCGAAACGAGCGACAGCACAUAGUGACUGGAUGAUCACAGCAGCUGAGACAAGUGGACCUCCUUUGCAGCUGUUGCAAGCCGUCCCACUGCAUCUUCCCUUGCAGGAGUGGCUCCAUCGACUUGAACAGAGUGUCGCUCGCAGUUUUGCCGCGCUGUUGCGCGAGGAGUCACCACAGCACUGGCGGAGCACGGAGCUGGAACAGCUGAGAUGUAGCAUCGAGAAGCAAAGCUUGGAACAACGCUUUGUAAGGGAUCAGAUUCCCGAGCACGUAGCGGUGACAGCCGAACGGAUUCGCUGGACCUACAUUGUGGAAGCAUGGUCCAGUUAUGAAGAGUCUCUUGAGCUGCUUAAUGCCUACCUGGAACACCGGCUGAAGGAAGAGGUGGCGCAGAACAGUGCUGCCUCCAAGGCAUGUGCAGGUGCGGCCCUCAUGUUGAUGUUGGAACUUCGUGGUGUCCUGGGUCGAGCCAGAGAGCAUCGCCACGAGGCCCAUGAGUUGAAGUUCCUGCGAAUGGCCUGGCGGUCCACCGAGAGUUUGGCCGUGGAGUUGGGCCCCUUGAUCUUGGAAUUUGGAUGGGAACUCUAUGGAGGCGAUCAGCUGAUCUGUCCCGCUACGGAGCGCUGCUAUGUGGAGCUGGCGCAGCAUCUCUGCGCAGGUCUCACGUGUCCGGUGCUGCAGGGAACUCUGGGAAGCACAGUGACCCGUGCUUUUGCGGCAUGCUGUGGCAUCGCAUGCCAUCAGUGCUCCAUCUUAGAGCCUGGGCAGUUCCGCUUCUGCACCGGUGCUGGCUUGUUGGGGCACUGGGUGAUCCUGCACGGCAUCGAGGACUUGGAGCCUCAGUCGAGAGAGGUGCUAUGA
This is a messenger RNA of Cladocopium goreaui, 4059 nucleotides long. Lineage: Eukaryota; Dinophyceae; Suessiales; Symbiodiniaceae. The record is from the annotation of a GenBank genome assembly.